This is a messenger RNA of Choloepus didactylus (southern two-toed sloth), 6826 nucleotides long. RefSeq names its product cyclin dependent kinase 19 (gene CDK19). Gene Ontology annotation, biological process: protein phosphorylation. Bases 1262 to 2587 code for a protein of 441 amino acids. The record is from RefSeq and is a predicted model, not a curated record. Gene Ontology annotation, molecular function: cyclin-dependent protein serine/threonine kinase activity; ATP binding; RNA polymerase II CTD heptapeptide repeat kinase activity. Gene Ontology annotation, cellular component: mediator complex; nucleus; cytosol. The transcript is spliced from 13 exons. Lineage: Eukaryota; Metazoa; Chordata; Mammalia; Pilosa; Megalonychidae.
CUUAUUUCAUUUGCUAUUUAGUAAAUAUCAGAGAGAGAGAUUGUAAAGGAGUUUUAACUUAUUGAAAAACUCCUGGUUGUACUGAGAGAUUGAGUGACCUGUUCAUGUCACAAAGCAAUUAAGUAAUCUAGCUGGAACUUGAAUUCAAGCCUCUGACUCCAGGGCCGAUGUUUCGUAAUACUAUAUUUCUUCCUAGACUUAACAUCAUGUUUUAAGAUGAUACUUUGUAUAGUUUUAUCUUUUCUAAUUAUUUGCUGGUCCUUUUUAAGGAUUUCUAAAUAUCACAUAUAGUUAACAUGCCCCUAUUUACAUCUUAAUAGCUAAUGAAAUUUAUCUGAUUUCUUUUCUCACUCACAAAUUACAUUUUGUUGCUUUUAUUCCUAUCACCAGAAAAGAAUAAAAUAAAAUCUGAUGUAUUUUACCUGAUUAAAUCCUUAAUUUUUUACUUGAAUGUUUUCUGAAGAGCCUUGCAUGUUUCACACUCAUUUUUGGUUUAUAAUAUUGGAACUAGGUAGAUUUACCCCAUAGACCCAUGCAAAUGUAGUACCUUGCUCAGGUCAGCAUUACCAUCAGAAUUCAACUAAAUUGUGCCAUUGGAAUCUUUACAGUUGUACUUUCCCCCGCUUUCUUCCACUUUUGCCCUCUUCCAAGUUUGUUUCUAGUUGUUUUUCUCCUAUAUUCCCAAUAAUUUCUGGUCCUAAGAAGAGAAGGUAUCUCGAGCUGCAGGGUCUCCAGCACACUCUCUUUUGUGAAGUAUAUUUUUCUACUUAAUUUCUUUUAUACUCCUAAUAUAUGUCUUUAUUUUCUCACAUAAUUUUAAAAAUUAAGUUGUUACUUUCAGUAUACAUAUAUAAAUUCAUACUUUACAGCUCUUUUAGUUUUUCCAGUAGUGUAAUUGCUUUUGUAGGGUGAGAAUAUAAAUUAGUUAAGUUCAACCUUUAGUCUCUUCAUAUAAUUAGCUAUAUAGUAUGUAAUGACUGCUAAAUAUUAUCAAUAUAUUGUUGAUUUGCUCAUUGUCAAAUCUAAAAUCUGAUUUCCUUGGCAGAUACAUAGACUCGCAAUAGGCAUUUGGCAUUUUAUAUUUUGGGCAGUGUAACUUUUAAAUCUACAUAAACUUCUCUGCCUUUUGCCUCUGCUGUGUUCAUAGAUUCCAGGAGGGCUUCGUGUAUGGACCUCAAGUGUUGGAGGUAGCAGACUUUUCAGCAGAAGAAAAGAUGAAAAGGAAUAUGCAUUGAAGCAAAUUGAAGGCACAGGAAUAUCCAUGUCGGCUUGUAGAGAGAUUGCACUUUUGCGAGAAUUGAAGCAUCCUAAUGUGAUCGCAUUGCAAAAGGUGUUCCUUUCUCACAGUGACCGGAAGGUGUGGCUGUUGUUUGAUUAUGCAGAGCAUGAUUUGUGGCAUAUUAUUAAGUUUCACCGUGCAUCGAAAGCAAAUAAAAAGCCCAUGCAAUUGCCGAGAUCUAUGGUUAAAUCAUUACUUUAUCAGAUUCUUGAUGGUAUCCAUUACCUCCAUGCAAAUUGGGUGCUUCAUAGAGACUUGAAACCAGCAAAUAUCCUAGUAAUGGGAGAAGGUCCUGAGAGGGGGAGAGUCAAAAUAGCUGACAUGGGUUUUGCCAGAUUAUUCAAUUCUCCUCUAAAGCCUCUGGCAGAUUUGGAUCCAGUAGUGGUGACAUUUUGGUAUCGGGCUCCAGAACUUUUGCUUGGUGCGAGGCAUUACACAAAGGCCAUUGAUAUAUGGGCAAUAGGUUGCAUAUUUGCUGAAUUGUUGACUUCAGAACCUAUUUUUCACUGUCGUCAGGAAGAUAUAAAAACAAGCAAUCCCUUUCAUCAUGAUCAACUAGAUCGGAUAUUUAGUGUCAUGGGAUUUCCUGCAGAUAAAGACUGGGAAGAUAUUAGAAAGAUGCCAGAGUACCCCACACUUCAGAAAGACUUUAGAAGAACAACGUAUGCCAACAGUAGCCUCAUAAAGUACAUGGAGAAACACAAGGUCAAGCCUGACAGCAAAGUGUUCCUCUUGCUGCAGAAACUCCUUACUAUGGAUCCAACCAAGAGAAUUACCUCAGAGCAGGCUCUGCAGGAUCCCUAUUUUCAGGAGGAUCCCUUGCCGACAUUAGAUGUAUUUGCUGGCUGCCAGAUUCCAUACCCCAAACGAGAAUUCCUUAAUGAAGAUGAACCUGAAGAGAAAGGUGACAAGAACCAGCCACAGCAGCAGAACCAACAUCAGCAGCCGACAGCCGCGCCGCAGCAGGCCGCAGCCCCUCCAGCAGCGCCACAGCCCCCGCAGCAGAACAGCGCGCAGACCAACGGGACUGCGGGAGCGGCGGGGGCGGCGGGCGCGGGCGCGGGGCUGCAGCACAGCCAGGACGCGGGCCUCAACCAGGUGCCUCCCAGCAAGAAACCGCGUCUGGGGCCCUCAGGCGCAAGCUCCGGGGGUCCUGUCAUGCAGUCAGAUUAUCAGCACUCUGGUUCACGCCUGAAUUACCAAAGCAGUGUCCAGGGACAGUCUCAGUCCCAGAGCGCGCUGGGCUACUCCUCCUCCUCCCAGCAGGGCACCCAGUACCACCCCUCGCACCAGGCGCACCGCUACUGAGUAGCCCUUCCUCCCCGCGCGGCCCGCUGGGGCCUGGACUCAGCAAUACGGCAUCUGCAUGAAGAAGAACCAAAAAUGCAACCGACGAUGCUGGUUUAAAACUCACACAUUUAGGAGGAAAACUUGAUAUACUGAACAUUUUGCAGGACCGAUAGCUCUUCUUUCUUAAAGAAGAUUCUUGUGAAGUCUCCCGGACACCCUUCCCCUGCAUGUGUUGCAUUGUGAUUUCUCUGAUAAAGCCUCUGAUCUAAUCCCAGCACUUAACUUCUGUAACCUUCGGCAUUUUUUUUGAAGGAUUUCCUGGUGCACCUUUCUCAUGCUGUAGCAAUCACUAUGAUUUAUCUUUUCAAAGCUCUUGUAAUAGGAUUUUAAUGUUUUAGAAACAGAAUUCCAGUGGUGUAUAGUUUUGUACUGCAAGAACUGAUUUAGCAACACAGGUAAAAAUGCACCUUUUUAAGCACUACGUUGUGUUCACAGCAUAUAAACUGUUUUGCUCAUGGAAGUCUCAAACGGAAACUGUUACUGUCCCAAAGUACUUUACUAUUAUGUUUUUAUUUAUCUAGUUUCAGGGAAGGUCUGAUAAAAAAAGACAAAAGAGGUGGGACAGAGUGAACUUACAACCAAAAACAGUCUAGACCUUUGCAGUUGCUAUACUUUAUGCUAUGAAAACCUGAAGUAUGUGGUAAUUUUUAUAUAAUCGUUCAUCUGGAACUUAGUUCCCAGAACCACCAUCUUAUUCUGAAUAGUAUUCAAUAAUUAAGAAUUAUAAUUUUAAUCUUCAUAUAGCUAAGUCUACCUUCAAAAAGGGUUUCAAGAGUUUUGAUGAAAUACAGUCUUCUUGUGGCCCACACCAAAAAGCUGGAAGAGAAUAUUAACUGCACUAGGAUUUAAGGAGUAAUGUUGUUGAAAGGAUGUAUUACUUCCCUUUGAAGGAAAAGCUUUUAGUGUGUGUUGUACAUAAAGUUGGCUUCACUAAAGAACUGUUGGUUUCUUCACAUCUGGGUCAACUUGAGUAACUUUCUUAAAUAAUCAAGAGUACUCAAAUAGAAGCCUGAAAUUAAUCUGCUUUUAAAAUAAAGAGGCAGUGUUCUCCAUUCAUAUUUGCAUUAGAUGUAGAGUGACUAUUUUUAAAGCAUGUUAAAAAUUUAGGUUUUAUUCAUGUUUAAAGUAUGUAUUGUGUAUGCAUAAUUUUGCUGUUACUGAAACAAUUCUAUCAAGAAUCUUUUCAUUGCACUGAAUGCUUUCUUUUGCUCCUAGGAGAAAACUUAAUAAUUGUGCCUAAAAACUAUGGGCAGAUAGUGUAAUACUGUACUAGAUAAAGUGUAUUUUGCAUUUCCAUUCUCUAUGAAUUAGAGGUUGAGUUCUUUCUUAGCCAGUUUAAGGAGCCCUUUCCUCUCCAGAGUCAAAAGGUAAUGUAAGGACUUAGAGCUCUCAUUGUAAUGUAAGGAGCAAGAUGUUUGUGUUCUUUUGAAUGCUACUAGCAGCACCAGCCUUGUUUUAAACAUUGUUUUCUUGAGCUAGAAGAAUAGCUGAUUGUUGUAUAUGCAAAUUUUAUGCAUUUUUUUACUAUUCUUUAUGAACUUAUCUACCUGGUUAUGAUACUCUGGGUCCAUACACAAGUAAAAUAAGAUUUUAGACAGAAGCCAGUAUACAUUUUGCACUAUUAAUGUGAUACCUUAGCCAGCAAGGGACCUUACUGAUCUCAGCAUAAUAAUGCUUCUUAAUAAUAAAGACUGUAUAGUGACACAUCAAGACUGAAGAUGAAACAGUUGGCAUGCUCCAUUUGAUGGAAUUUCUGAUUGUCUCCAUGAUAAUUGACCCCUUCUGUUUUUUAAAAUAAGAACUGAAUAGCCCUCUGUAUAAUGCAGCUACCUGUAUAAAGUUCUAUCCAGCCUCACUGUACAGAGCUGUCGUCAACAGAUGCUCAUUGCCCCCUCACCAUGUACCCAGCUCUGAGCUGGUCAGAAGGCACAAAGGAAGGCCAGGACAUACUUGCAUUAAGGAACUUAUGAUUGAUUUGGUGACAAGCUCUCCUGGGAUGUCUAUGCCAUGGGAUUGGUUUAUAGGUAAAACCUUCUUAAGACAUGAAGGUCCUUUUGUUUACUUCUAAACCUACGUGAUGAAGUUAUUAUUUCCAACUCUGCUUUAUUGUAAACAGUGCUAUGGAGAGUUUUCUCUGUCCACCUUAGAGAAAGCCAGAGAUUAAAUAUCAAAAAAGGCAUUAAUGUAUAUUUGAAACAUUCACAGCAGCCUUUCAACAAUUGGUUGGCAGAACACACUUCUACUAAGUAUUGUAGAAAAUUACAAUGAAAAUAGAAGCUCCGUUCCUGCCCACCAGGGGAGCUUACAUUUAAUAAAAAGACAAACCCAAAUAUAUGCAAAAACCAAAAUACCAUGCCCCUUAAUACUUUAUAAGCAACUCUGAUAUACAACCCUUGUGAAAUGUACUUAAACAUUCACAGGACACCCUGUUUUCUUUGUAUAUAAUGAAUUUUACUGGCAGAACCUAUAUGUAAAUGUUAAGGAGAUUUUGUCGCUUCCUCGCAGAACACUGGGUUCUCCAGGACAUAGCCAGAGAUCCCCAUUACAGAUGACUGGGUUCCUGGUCACUGCACUGGUACUGGCCCUUUUCACUCUGGGCUUGCCUCAGGGCUGGUGAUAACCACUGAUGUCCUUUGAAAUAAUUUUGGUAAUUUCCUUUUCCCCUUAAAGGGGAACAAAGCCUUUAACACACAUAAGGGCCCUAAAACUGUGGGAUCUCUAAGGCAACUUGUGAAGCAUUCUGAGGUUAAAAUUUACCUUCGUGGUUCCCAGAUGACCAUAUUCCUCUUUGAAAAUUCAUUAGAUACAGACAUUGCCCCUGGAGGACACGGACCUGCUCUUAUGUGGGCAUAUACCACCCAUGGCAAUCCCCCAACCAGGGGAGGCUAUUGAAAAGAAGGAAUGAAUCAAAGUGAAAGUUUUAGACUCUCCACAUUACAACUCCAUUUUAGAGUUAGCUUUCUGGUGAGAUGUGUGUUUGGGAGAAGGGAUUCUAGGGUUUCAGGAGAGAUGAGGUCGAGUGCAGGGCAGCCUGGUUGGCGGGGUUGAUACGAUGAGGCUGAAACAAUCCUUGUAAUGAAGUAGAUCAUGCAGUAACAUGCAAAUACCAAGGACACGUAUAUUUUUAUAUCUGUGUGGUUUUGAAACGUUAGGACUUAGAAUUUUGGUCUUCUGUACUACUGUUUUGCUUUUACAAAAACAAUUGAAGAAUGGAAAGGGACAACAUUUACCUGCAUGUUCACUGCCUCAUUCCUGGUGAAGCAACUGCUAAUUGGAUGCCUCUAAAAUGAUGCUGUUUUCUCUGCUAAAGGGAAAAGAAACAGUUAGAGAAUAAGAAUUGCAGCUUAAUCUGCUUUGAAUAAAUUGACACAGCAGAAACUACACAAUGAAGGAAGAAUUCUACGAAAAUUGCAAGUCUUUACUUAAUUCUGUGAUGAUGUCUUCCUGGGUCAGAGAGAGAGGCAGUGCAAUGGCUGUUAGACCAGAGGAGGCUUGAAGGAUUCAAGUACAAGUAAUCUUCAGUAGAAAAUAUAGCAGUUUAGGUCCCCAAAAUCUACAAGAAUAAACACAAAUACCAUAAAGUUCAUUGUUUUAGGACUUUUUAAAAAAUGUGUUGUACCUAAGGCCAUACUUACUCUUCUAUGCUAUCACUGCGAAGGAGUGAUAUGUAUGUAUUAUAUGAGAAAAAAAAAAUCCUUAAUGCACUGUUAUCUCCUAAAUAUUUAGUAAAUUAAUACUAUUUAAUUUUUUUAAAGAUUUGUCUGUGUAGACACUAAAAGUAUUACACAAAAUCUGGACUGAAGGUGUCCUUUUUAACAACAAUUUAAAGUACUUUUUUAUAUAUGUUAUGUAGUAAUAUCCUUUCUAAACUGGUCUACUUUGUAUUUCUCAUAAUUCCUAUUUGUGAAGUGUGCCUGUCCUCGUCAUCUUUUUCAGUAAUUUUAUGCACGCAUCCCUCUUUUUAUGAUUAUAUAGACGACUAUGUACACUUUCCAUGCUCCGCUGUGAGGUGCGUGCUCUGAGCCGGCUGCACCCACCACGGUCCUGCGCCAUGGGGUGCAGGACGAGCUGCCGCUUUGGAGCUGUUUCCGCUUUUGAUUUGUCCUGACAUCCUUCUUGAAAUGACUGUUAAAACUAAAAUAAAUUACAUUGCAUUUAUUUUAUAUUCUUGGUUGUAAUAAAAUUUAAUUGACUUUG